CAGGAGUUCCAUUAUAGUCGGACAGCAGUGGAGUUCCCCUGUACCGUACCACCUAGAUGGUAAUCUCGAUAUGAAUGCCAAAGGAGUAAUUCUGAGAGCUUUUGAACAAUUCAGGCUGAAAUCGUGUGUUGACUGCAAACCAAGAAUAAAUUAAUCUCAUUACAUCUGUUGAAAAACACCAAGGGUAGAACACCUCCUUUCCUCAUAAUAGCAGACUUUUAGAUGGUUUCAUUCAUUUGUGUGCCAUACUUCAUCAGUAUGCCAUAUGUUUUAGCUGCUGGUCUUCUGUUGGAAAAAAAUCCAUGAAGCAGACUCUCUCCAUUGGCACCUACUGUGACCACAUUUCUGUUGUGGAGCACGAGUUUCUGCACGCCCUUGGCUUCCUACACGAGCAGUCUAGAUAUGACAGGAAAGACUUCAUCACCAUCAACUGGUACAACAUUGGUCAAGGUCAUUGCUUGCUUUUGAUAUAUUCUGUGUUGGCUUUUGUACACAAAGGAUGGACUAUAAUUCACACAUUUGGCGAGGAAAUCACCAGCACCAUGGGUACCCCAUAUGAUUACUGGUCUGUAAUGCACUACAGCCAGAGUGCAUUCAGCUACAAUAAAGGCCCCCACCAUUGCCACAAAGGACCCAGGUUUCAAGAUGUGAUUGGUCAACACCUGGACAUGAGGUUUUAUGAUACACUGGAGCUAAACAGACGCUACAAUUGCAAUGACUCCAUCUUCUUCCUGGACCACUGCAGCUUUGAUGAGGGCAUGUGUGAGAUGAGUUCAGCUGGAUGGGAGAGAGUGAGCCGAGCUGAUGAAGGUCCCCAAUCUGACCACACCUACCUGGGCAUGGAGUCCCAGGGUGAUAUUUCAGUCCAGGUGUACUCAGGAGUAGAUAGAUAGAUAGAUAGAUGCAAGUUCAAACAGUUCUCAUGCACACCCGGCAUUGCACUGAUUAAAAUAUACCUUAUUUUCAGUUCAUAGUCUACAAUUAAUACACAACACGUUUAUUUUAAUUUGACAGUUCUAUGUUUAUUUAACGUUGCACAUUUCAUAUAUAAUUACGUUUUACACAUCAGUUACAGUUGGGUGAGUGGACGCAGUCUGUUUCUGUUUAUUUCAUUACUUAUGUCUUUAGUACUGAGUUUAUUUAACUGCUGUGAUUUCCUCCGGCUGGCGUGGGGUGGCUU
Alosa alosa (allis shad) is the source of this 1180-nucleotide messenger RNA. RefSeq names its product meprin A subunit beta-like. The record is from RefSeq and is a predicted model, not a curated record. Bases 303 to 893 code for a protein of 196 amino acids. Lineage: Eukaryota; Metazoa; Chordata; Actinopteri; Clupeiformes; Clupeidae. Gene Ontology annotation, biological process: proteolysis. Gene Ontology annotation, cellular component: membrane. The transcript has 4 exons. Gene Ontology annotation, molecular function: metalloendopeptidase activity.